AUGGAGAGUAGAAAAGAUACUUUAACCAUGGCAAAAAUGUGUCGGUUUUGUUUAACGCAAACAACACCUCUGAAGAGUUUGUAUUCCAAAAAUAAGACAAAUAAAGACGCUUUAAGUUUAAAAUUUAAAGUUUUGUCUUGUCUCUCGUACGAGGUUUUUCCUUCUGAUAGAAUGCCUACAUACAUAUGUGACCGCUGCAAGUUCUUUAUGAACUCAUUUUAUGAAUUUAAGAAAAUUUGUAGGCAAUCGGAAGAAUUAGUUCUGAAGUUCAUCCGCAAUGGAAAAGCAUUUGAGCCUGUUACUUGGCCUAAAGCACUUUCAAAAGUGUAUGACAGUUCCAAAGAUGUGGUAAAUACAAUCAUUGAAGGUGGAACAACGGUGCAAGUAUCCUCGCUUGAUACAUCUGAGAGUGAAGAUGAGGAUGCUAAUGUAUACAACGUUCAGAUUGGUGACGACGACGAAGCAAAAACAACGCAAGUGAAGAUUGUCACCACAGACAAUAUAGAGAAAAAAGCAAAAAAAGAUACAGUAGAGACAGAGACACGUGUGGCCGAGGGCUGUUGGCCAUGCGAAGAAUGCCAUCGCACCUACCCGUUGGAACAAUUGCUGACCCUGCACAAGAUGAGACAGCAUAAUCGACCUAAGCUCGUCGAAUGCGAUAUGUGCGAUUCAAAAUUCUUCUCAAAAAGUGAUUUAACAAUACAUCAACAAAGACAUUCCGAUGAGACGCCGUUUCCGUGUGUGGCUUGUGACCUUAAGUUCAAACGGCUGAUACUUCUAAAGAGACAUGAGAGGUUGGUCCAUUCGGACCUACCUCAACACAGUUGUCCGAGUUGUCCGGCCACAUUUAUCUCCGUUGAAGAAUUAACGUCCCAUCAAGAGAGACACACGAAAAGAGCGGAGAGGUCAUAUGUAUGCGAUGUGUGUGAUAAGACGUUCGCCGUACGAUCGACUCUUCAAAGACAUAUCGCCGUAUUACAUAAACGCGAACCCCAAUUCAACUGCGAAUAUUGUCCUGAGCGUUUUGGCUCCGUGUCCAAAUUGUCAAGACAUUUGCGAACGCACGCGGGCGAGAGGCCGUACCCGUGCAAGUACUGCGAUAAGAGUUUCAUUAAAUCGCAGCAUUAUACCAGACAUCUCCGUGUAAAACAUCGCGAUGAAAUGCGCACAGGCCAAAGCCCCGACGAGCUGUACAGGUGCGAGCAAUGCGAGGAGACCUUCGCGAACCAGGACGAGCUGAUCUUCCACUCCGCGAUCCACGCGACGCAGAAUCUCACAUGCCCCCUGUGCCAGGAGAAGUUUGACAAUGUGGAUGAUGUCACCACCCAUAUAAAGUCCCAUGUUAAUGGUGUUGAAUUUAUGUGCGAGUAUUGUGAGCUGGUCUUCACCACUAAGGAGAAGUAUGACAACCACUUGAUGUUGGCGCAUGAAGAUGAAGUUCAUAUUACUCUAGGCGAUGAAGAUUCGUCAAUGGAAGUGGAUGGAGAGGAUUAUGAAGAUGAUGCGAGCAUUAAUGUCAAAGAGGAUGGUGACAGUAUGGUCAUUGAAAUAAAGAAAGCGGAUGCUGACAGUUUAAUGAUGUCCGAAGAGCUCCAAGCUGAUGAAGAUGAGGUUAAACAGGACACUAAUUCGGAAGCUAGCGAAACUGAGUUACCAGAACAAGAGUUGGUCCAAAUCGAGGCCACAAUAGAGAAAAUCACCGCGAAGCCCUCAGAAGAGAUUAUUCAAAGUGUAGCGCCUCUAGCGGAAAUAACUCGAGUUAAACCAAAUGCUGGAAGUGAUAGUCAGAUUAUUGUUGCUCGCCACGUUGAGGAGAAACGAAAAGUUGAAGUAGUGGAAACAGAACCGGUGAAGAAAGUGAAGGCGAAAGCGGAGUCCACAAACAGCGCAGGUUAUACGGAUAAAUCCUUACGGCUGUUGGAAAAGGAGCUGCAAGAUCUUAAAAGGACCAACGCACGACCGGACAUUGGGAAAUCGACCCCCAAAAUUCAGGAACUUCCCAAAAUUCGACGCACUCAAGUUAUAACAUCAACUCCUAAAUUAAAGUUAAACGAAGAAAGGAAAUCAUUUUUAGUUAAAUCGCCAGCGGUCGAGAGAAAAACGUUUGAAAAACGUCUCACAAAAGAGAAUAAAGAGCCGCAAAAAGAUGACAAGAAGGAAAAGGAUGAAGAGAAGAGAGAAGUUGAGAAGAAGGAUAAAGAAGUAAAAGAAAUACCAAAGAGCCUAGUGAAGAACGGAAGCGAAAAAAGCGAUGAAGUGCGUCGGUCCAGUCGGCCAUCUCGCGUGAAGGACUACGCCAAGAUGGUGGGAGACCAUUUGAAGGGCAAUUCGGAGGAGGACAGCGAUUCCGAAGAAGAUGAUGAGGAAUAUAUUGAGGGUAGUUUGCCAGAGAUAAAAAUAAAGCGCCGUACUAGCUUUAAAGCCAAGGUUCAGCCGGUUACAUCGCCCUCGCCUGGUGUUACCCCGACCCCGAGGAAGAGGGGCAGACCGCGAAAGGACGCGAACAAAGAAGUACCGGAGAAAAUAAAAAAAGAUGACACUACAAGUAACGAUGCGAAAGAGAUUGAAGAGAAAAGUAAUAAUGGAAAGAAAGUUGACAAAUCGUCUACUCCAACGACUCCUGUCAAAGAGCAACCGACAAUAGAGCAAAAGUCACCGUCCAGUGACGUCAUACUAUCCCCCACAGGACAGACAUUGAAGAAGGUUCCAAUUAAGGCUCUGCCGCCAGGUGUCAAACCAAUGCCUCUACCCAUGAAUGCGAGACCGCAACGCGAAUUAUGUGAAAUGCAAAUAGGCAAGAAAUUUGUCAAAGUACAGAAAAUUGUGAUGACCAAGUCGGAUGUUGAAGCUAUGGCUAAGCAGGGAUUACUUGAAAUGAAGGACGGCAAUAUGGUGCUGAAGCCAGGCAUUAAGCUGCCAACAAACACACUUAACAAAGAGAUUAAAGAAACACCAAAAAGAGAUAAAGCGGCCCCGACCAGGUGCGAAAUUGUGGAAUAA
Molecule: messenger RNA, 3000 nt
Organism: Pieris macdunnoughi
Lineage: Eukaryota; Metazoa; Arthropoda; Insecta; Lepidoptera; Pieridae
Source: the annotation of a GenBank genome assembly